This is a messenger RNA of Nymphalis io (European peacock), 463 nucleotides long. RefSeq names its product U6 snRNA-associated Sm-like protein LSm3 (gene LSm3). The transcript has 3 exons. Bases 124 to 432 code for a protein of 102 amino acids. NCBI's taxonomy places the organism in Eukaryota, Metazoa, Arthropoda, Insecta, Lepidoptera, Nymphalidae. Gene Ontology annotation, molecular function: RNA binding. The record is from RefSeq and is a predicted model, not a curated record. Gene Ontology annotation, cellular component: catalytic step 2 spliceosome; precatalytic spliceosome; U4/U6 x U5 tri-snRNP complex. Gene Ontology annotation, biological process: P-body assembly; mRNA splicing, via spliceosome.
UACAGUACCUAACUGCCGAAAAUAUAACCUAAAAAUUAUUACUUUAAUUGUUUUUGUUUACCGUUGCUUAAAGUAAACCGUUAAUAAUUUAUAUUCGCUUAGUAUCAAUAUCUCAAAAUUACAAUGGCUGACGACGGUGACAAUGUGGCUGUAAUGACGGUCAAAGAACCUCUUGAUUUGAUAAGACUUAGCUUAGAUGAAAGAAUUUAUGUAAAAAUGCGCAACGAACGGGAGUUACGUGGGAAACUUCAUGCUUAUGACCAACAUUUAAAUAUGGUCUUGGGUGAUGCUGAGGAAACAAUAACAACAGUUGAGAUUGAUGAAGAAACAUAUGAAGAAGUUUAUAGAACAACAAAAAGGAAUAUUCCAAUGUUAUUUGUGAGAGGUGAUGGAGUAAUAUUAGUAUCUCCACCGGUGCGUGUGGGCAUAUAGAUUUAGGUAAAUAAAACUAAUAAUAAGAACA